AUGCAUGAUAAUACUCCGGUUGAAUUUCAUCCUAUUAACGGCGGAUCCAAAACUUUCCAUUGGAUUUUGACAUUGGCAUUAUUGCUUUUGAUGCCUUCGGUAUCAUCGGCAUUGGCAUUUGCUAAUAGAUUACAUUGGUCACUUUUCCUUCAGUUUAUUCUGACUGGAUACCUGGUGAUGGAGUCGCUUUUUCUUGACUUUCCAGACAAUACAGACAACCAUGAAAACAGGACGUCUAAAGGUACUAGCUGGUUCCUUAGUUUAUUGCUCGGAGCUACGGUGUUCAUGGGAAGUUUUAUAAAUGGGUCAAAUUUGGUUAUUAACAAGUUCUACCCACAUCUAUCUACUAAAGGCCAGUAUGGUAUCACGUACAAGAUCUAUAAGACGCUAUCGUUUUUGGCUGUUUUAACUGGAUGGGUUCGGGUUUGUAUGGCUCCAGUAGCAUUGUUUGGCUUCUGUUACGGAAUUCAUACUGGCCAAUGCAUUGCUCAUGGGAUCAUGGGGUCAUCAUUCAUCCUUUAUGGAUUUGUGCUAGCUUUUGUGCUUGUGAUUCCGUGGAUUCGCCAACACUCUAACCCAAACAUAAACAGUGAUCCUAACAGGCGCUCGCAGGAGUUUUACGAUUCAUCUCUUAUGUGUCUUUGGGGCAUAGUUAACACAUUCACAGAACACAGAUGGGGCCGUGAAGGAUGGUCGCACGGUGAUUACCAACACACGGCCAUGGGAAUUAUCUGGUGGUGUGGAGGAUUAGUGGGAAUGUGGUUAACAAGAAAGAACAAUACUAGGUCAUUUAUUCCGGCAUUGUUGCUUAUUUUCACAGGUUAUGGUAUGUCUCAACACGCUCAGCACUUGGAGAUCUCCACAAAAGUCCAUGCCAUGUUUGGUUUAGCUUUGAUGGGAGGUGGUGCCAGUAGAAUCGUUGAAAUCCUGUUCAUCCUACAAGAUAAAGGCUCUAGUGACUCAGGUAAAAUCCUCUCCUUUCAACACAUGCCUCCGUUUUGUCUAAUCUUAGCAGGUAUAUUAUUCAUGUCUGCGAACGAAGAACAAUUGAUAUUGGUGAAAGAUUUGGGCGCCGACCAUUCAGCCUAUAUUUUGGUGGUUACUGGAGCGGCUUUUAUUAUCUACUUAUGGAUGUUGUUGCUUUUGUCCUUAUACUUACAUUUGGUAGGUUAUGAUGAAAAUGGUGAAUUAGGCCUUGGUCCUAAUUCAAAUUAUCAAAAUAUUAGUACACACGAUGCCGAGGAGUUUGAGUUAGGCGAUCUUAGUGAAGAAGAAACUGAGGAACAUUCCCCUUCCCCUGCGACCAACUAA
Molecule: messenger RNA, 1311 nt
Organism: Debaryomyces fabryi
Lineage: Eukaryota; Fungi; Ascomycota; Pichiomycetes; Serinales; Debaryomycetaceae
Exons: 1
Coding region: 1-1311 (436 amino acids)
Source: RefSeq, a predicted model, not a curated record